UUUAAGAUGCGACAUUUUUAUAUGAAAACACGAACGUCGCACGUAUCAGUUCAGUAACAGUGGAACCAUUGUGUAGAUCCAACAUGAAAAUAUACAAUUAUAUUCUCGCCUUCGGUUUAUUCACUCUAAGUGCACUGAAAUUCGCGAAAGCUUGUAAUGGAUACUCUGUGACACUCAAUCAUGUAAAAAAUUGCAUGACAGGAGGCGUUAUAGCUUUCAGUGGAGAUUCACAGGUGGUAUUCGAUAAAGAAUGCAAUCUGGCAAUGGCAGGUUGUGUUGAAAUAUCCAAAGAUUUCUCAACGAAUCAGUUGAAAUACACGAUCAAUAAAGCUCCAAUGCCUCCAAUUGAAGGAGAAAUAGAUGCCUGCGAAGCCGUAAAGAAUAUAAAGGAUACGACACUGUUGAGUGCUUUAAAAACGUUUUCGGUGCCAACACAAUGUCCUGUGAAAGCUGAAAAAAUUUGCAGUUCACUGGAUCAAAAGGUCAACUUAGGAAAGUACAAAAACCAAUUAGGAAUGGUAGCUGGGACUGUGGACAUCAAACUGGAAGGUAAACAUGACUCUGGAAAAUCCUGCUUGGAAAUCAACUUCACUUUAGCCAAAGAAAAAAGAGCAGGAUAAGUUUUUUAAUUCGUGGAUGAAAUUGUUUCAUUUAUGUAUCGAAAGAAAUUCAACUAAAUGUUUUCCAAGUG
Molecule: messenger RNA, 691 nt
Organism: Coccinella septempunctata (seven-spotted ladybird)
Lineage: Eukaryota; Metazoa; Arthropoda; Insecta; Coleoptera; Coccinellidae
Exons: 4
Coding region: 84-620 (178 amino acids)
Source: RefSeq, a predicted model, not a curated record